AAAACUUCGGAUGAAAAUAUAAAAGAAACAGUCAUCUUCUAGAAGCGUCGUAUAUAUAUUCCCAUUUAAUUUAAGGGUCUCUCGCUCGCAGCAGCUAAGGAAUCAAAUCGGAAAUUCAGACUCUCACUCUUCCCUUCUCUCCUCUCCUUAGCUUCCACUCAUUGUACACAAAAUUCUGCAGAGACAGAGAGAAAAGUGUUGAACAUGGCAGGAAGAGAAGUUCGUGAAUACACCAACCUCAGCGACCCCAAAGAUAAGAAAUGGGGCAAGGGGAAAGAUAAGAUUGACGAUGAAGACAUUACUUUCCAACGCAUGGUUGCAAAGGGAUAUUGGCUUCCUGUAUUGGGUGGCUGAUGCAAGCAGAUGCAAGAGGUUGCUGGGGAGCGCGGAGGUUACCUUCAUGGACGAGGCGCCUUGGACAGUGAUGAUCUACUUUAUCUCAAAGAGCAAAUGGAAGCCGAGGAGGAUGCAGAACGCCUCCUGCGUCGCACUGAAAAACGGGCAUUUGCUGCAUUUAAGAGAGCUGCAAGUUUAGCAGAUUCUUCACCUGCAUCAGUACCACUGGCAUUUCGGGUUGAGCCAAAGCCCAAAAGUGGGAUCAGGCAGCAAGACUUGCUGAAGAAAGUUGUUGAGAUUAAACCUAAGCGGCCAAGAUCUGAUGCAAAUCGUAAGCCUGAUCACGAUCCUUCGAAAGAGAAAGAGCAGUCUUUGCCAAGAACAAAGAAAGUGGAGGAGCAACCUUUGUCUGGAUCAAAGAAAGCAGAGGAACAUGCUCCAUUGGGGUCACAAGAAGCCGAAGCUAAGCCUAAGGUUGAAAGCUCCAGUGGGGGAUUACUGGGCCUGGCAUAUGAUAGUUCUGAUGAUGAUGAAUGAUUUGGUAAUUGUAGUUUGAUGGUAGAUCUCUUCUUUCCAUCAUUGUCUUUGUAGGUUGUAGUUUUUAGUACAGAAUGCUUGAUUUAUUUAGAGAAAGUAUUAAAUUGUAGUGUUCAAGGUAUAAAAAGUUCCUUGUAUGAAGAUUAGUCUUGAAGGGUGGGAAAAGAAAAUGAAGUAUUAGUCCAUUACUCUACAACCAGAUCCAAGAUACAACAGUUUUGUAUGUGCUAUCAUCUAAUUUUAAUGUGCCAGUUUUGUUUAUUCUUGAAAUAUGAUGUUGGUCCUGGAGGAAUUGCAUAUUCGGAACCCA
Glycine soja is the source of this 1183-nucleotide messenger RNA. RefSeq lists its product as uncharacterized. Lineage: Eukaryota; Viridiplantae; Streptophyta; Magnoliopsida; Fabales; Fabaceae. The record is from RefSeq and is a predicted model, not a curated record. The transcript has 6 exons. Bases 364 to 873 code for a protein of 169 amino acids.